This is a messenger RNA of Symbiodinium pilosum, 1263 nucleotides long. The record is from the annotation of a GenBank genome assembly. Lineage: Eukaryota; Dinophyceae; Suessiales; Symbiodiniaceae.
AUGUCUUUGGUAGACUCUGAAGCAUCGUUUAAAUCACGGUGCAUUGCCGUAGGAGGCAAUGAAGAUCUUUGGAACUCCUUGAAGAGACACAACAUCAAGACCUUCGCGGACUUGUCGUUUGCCUGUGGGACUCCUCAGGCACCGCCCAGUGACGAUGCCUUCCGCUUGUUCUCCGAAGAUAUCUUUGGGGCAGGGCCUACCUUGGGCCAGACAUCGAAGUUGAGGCGCCUGCAUUUCGAAGCAGGCGCAGUCAUUGUGGCACAUUUACGCCAACAAGUCACUGGCGAUUCCGCUGAAGCGCCUAAGCGUUUGCCCAUGGCAGAGAAGGAGGCGCGUUAUCUUGACAUCAAGACUCGCCUACCAGGUCUCGUGUUGGAGGAUGAGCUCCUACCUUCUCACGAGCUCGUGGACGCCGUGGCUCACAUGGUGGAGGCGAAUCAUCUCACCUGGUUCGCCCCAUCGCGCUGCACCAAAAGGGAGCAGGAGCUGCGGAUUGGUGUGAAGCAGAAAGACCGAGUCUUAAGCGUGCUUGACAACGCGGUCACGCUUACCACUUUGCCAGACAAGUUGACGGCAGAUCAUUCUUCGCCGCUUCAUUUGCAGUGGUGCCUUCAGAGGCGAGGAUUGGCGCUAGAUAUGUGCCGCGUGUUGAGCUGGCGCACGCAUGAAAAGUGGCUGGCCUUCUUGCUUCAGGCCCUUACUCGGGAAGUCCCGCCUGGGUAUGCACCCAUGUCGAUAAAUCAGCUGCUGCGUGCGGAUUCUGAGAUGUUCCUCCUCAUAUCCAAACAAGUCACCUCCUUGAAGCCAGAUUCGUCAGGAACCAUGCAGGUCGACCAGGCCAUGUCGCAACUCGGAACAGAUUCUAGGGUCACCAUGCGCCUGCUUCCCUUGCCAAAGUCUGCAGCACAAGCCUCAGCCCCUGCAGAAAAUGACACGCCGCCAGAAGCAAGCUGGAAGCAACGGAGCAACCACCCGCUUGUCGCAGAGGUGUGCGUGCUUGUGCCUAUUGUCGUAAGCCAGGUCACGGCGCCCGAGGUAAAGGCAAGGGAUCCAAAGGCACGGCGUCAGGCGUCGCCCAAGAGUGACGGAAUGAAAAUUUGGGGCGAAAAGAUCUGCGAUUCUUUUUCGGUUAUUUACCUUGACAACGAAGCUGCCAAAGGUGCCCUGCUAAAAGGAUCAUCCUCGACCAUUCAAGGAAAUCUCCUCGUUGACUCCAUACUGGAGAUGGAAGAGGCCUUCCGAACCAGGGCUUGGUUUGCUCGG